Rotaria sp. Silwood2 is the source of this 570-nucleotide messenger RNA. The record is from the annotation of a GenBank genome assembly. NCBI's taxonomy places the organism in Eukaryota, Metazoa, Rotifera, Eurotatoria, Philodinida, Philodinidae.
AUGAUAAAAGUCACCCUAGUAGUUGGCUUUUUAUAUCUUACUGCUCUUAUUAAUAGUAAACCGAUUGUUCCAAUUAAAGAUUAUAUUGUGAAAAGAAAAGUAAUAUAUACAUCGGAUGCACCAGCACCUGUAGCACCAUUUAAUCAAGGUAUUCAAAUAAAUUAUAUGUUAUAUCUCUCUGGACAAAUUGGAAUUGAUCCAAAAACUGGUCAUAUGAUAUUAGAUGAUAUUCGUAAUCAAACAUAUCAAGUAUUAAAAAACUUAGAAGCGGUUCUAAAUGCAACUGGAUCGUCAGUUGAUCAGUUAGCUCAUUGUCUUAUCAUGCUAACAAAUAUUGAAGAAGAUUAUGAUAUAGUUAAUCAAAGGACACCGCCGGGCCCUUUUGGCACAAUGGUUGAUCAAAUGAUGGGUGGAAAUCCAAAUCCAUUCCCUGGCCAAUUGAAUCGCGGCUAUGGUGGUGGUUAUGGUGGUGGAUAUGGCGGUGGAUAUGGUGGUGGAUAUGGUGGUGGAUAUGGUGGUGGAUUCGGUGGUGGAUAUGGUGGUGGAUAUGGCUAUUCAUAUAGAUGUUAG